AUGUCUAACGAAACUCUCCUCGAUUUUUAUAUAACGACAGUCACCAAUCGAGAUGUGAUAUUUGUGGAGACCUAUGCCAUCACGUGUAUUGGAAUAUACAUUAUGUUUUCUCUACUCCUUGGUUGUAUUUCCAGAGUUUCAAAGUGCAAGGAAUCGAUCUCUCCUGAAACAGCACGUUCCAAUUUUAACCGACUCUACGCCAUCUAUGAGCACCUUCUCUUUGGCAUCAUCUUGCUCCUUGGAAUUUAUGUCCUGGCCUGGUACUUUGACUGUGAAUGGGCUAUAGGCCUAUGGUCCCUAGUGGGUUUUCUGGUGUUUUUAACGAAAUAUCUCGCAGAAACUUUUACCGUCUCGAUGUCACUUAUCUCAAUUUCCGUCUAUUUCACGCAUCUAGAGGAGAACACUAAAGCAAUUUGGACCUGGUCGGAGAAGUUUUCCAACAAAUUUUUGGGAGUGGUCAUGGCUUUCAUGUGGUUAAAGGAGACUUCCAUGAUACUGUACGGAAUUUUUAUUCUGAAAUUCCAAAUCUGUGGAGCCGAACAACUAUUCUUCUGCUACUUUGGACUCCACUUAUCAACUCAAUUUCUAUACUGGAUCAGUGUCAUUAUCAGUUUCGUUUCCUGGAAAAAUUGGAGGAAGAUGGUUCACUCAGAGCAAAUGAUUACCCGGCAGACUAUCAUAUUGGCUUACUUUAAAUUGUACCCAACUCUCACUGUUAUCUACAAAGUGUGUUGUGGAUUCGAUUUUAAAUUGUGUGCUAUAAUCUUCAUGAUGAUGGACAUACUCUUCCUUUCAUUGACUGUGAGAUUCGUGGAGACUAAGGAAUGUGUGAAAAUGAUGAAACAGAGGAAAUUGAAGGAAGCCGAGUUGAAGAAAGUGGCUGCUUAA
Messenger RNA from Caenorhabditis remanei, 888 nucleotides. RefSeq lists its product as uncharacterized. Bases 1 to 888 code for a protein of 295 amino acids. The transcript has 4 exons. The record is from RefSeq and is a predicted model, not a curated record. Lineage: Eukaryota; Metazoa; Nematoda; Chromadorea; Rhabditida; Rhabditidae.